GUCAAGAUGACGCUUCUAAACCACUUCGUGUUCAUUGCACAGAUGCUGCUUCUGCCGCUGCACCAGGAUAUGGGCGUCUCCGAGCACUAUCAAGCGGCUGAUCAUCGCGGCGGCUUCGCCGUUCCAGCCGAUAACGCGGAGCGAAGUGUGACGGAUCUGGACAACUUUUUCCUGUGGAACUUCAACGGACAUUUGGAUUUUCCACGACCCAUAUCGACAGUGACAGCAGCUACUCUAGCGCCGCUCGGCACUAUAAAAGACUGGCCGGAACCUGCACUUCUUCGUGGGCACGGUGGCAUCGUCAAGAUGACGCUUCUAAACCACUUCGUGUUCAUUGCACAGAUGCUGCUUCUGCCGCUGCACCAGGAUAUGGGCGUCUCCGAGCACUAUCAAGCGGCUGAUCAUCGCGGCGGCUUCGCCGUUCCAGCCGAUAACGCGGAGCGAAGUGUGACGGAUCUGGACAACUUUUUCCUGUGGAACUUCAACGGACAUUUGGAUUUUCCACGACCCAUAUCGACAGUGACAGCAGCUACUCUAGCGCCGCUCGGCACUAUAAAAGACUGGCCGGAACCUGCACUUCUUCGUGGGCACGGUGGCAUCAUCAAGAUGACGCUUCUAAACCACUUCGUGUUCAUUGCACAGGUAGGGAAACAAUAUCCUUGUUGCCUCCGCAGUAACAAUAUUUGUCUCUUCUUGCUACCGUGCCCACGGAGCUGUUUGAGUGUGCUGUGUGAAUUUGGAAUGUUGCCGAAAAACCUACUUUUGUUGUGUGGUGAUGUAGAAGUAAAUCCCGGGCCUACUCUAGAAACAAUAUUGCAAAAACUAGAUAUUAUCUCCGCUGACGUCAGGGAAAUCAAAUUGAGCCAAGCGGAAACAAAAUCCAGACUAAAGACCAUAGAGUUGCAAAUUAACAGCUUUGAAGGUCUGAGGUCAGCUGUGAACCAAAACCAAGACAGGACAAAACAACUCGAAUCUACUGUUGCAUCACUCGUGUAUAAGAUUGAUGACUUAGAAAAUCGCAGUAGAAGAAAUAAUCUAAUUAUUUUCGGUCUUUCUGAGCUGCCAAACGAAGACAGCAGCAAACUCGAAGAGCGAGUAACAAAGGAGGUCCUUGAGGACAAACUGUCCGUAAAAACCAAGGGAAUUGAACGCAUACAUCGCCUGGAAAAACCAACUGAAGGUAAAACUCGUCCAGUGAUUCUCAAACUACUUGACUUCAGAGACAAGAUGAAAAUUCUACGUAACUGUAAUAGGUUAAAGAAUGAACCAUUAUCAAUCAGCGAGGACUACUCGAAACGAGCUCAGGGAAUCAGAAAAAAACUGCUCGAGAGCUCGAAACCGAAUAAGCUUGCCGGUGAAAAGGUCACUUUGAUGUACGACAAAGUUAAAAUAAACGGAAAAGUGUAUACUUGGGGCGACGUCAAAAACGACAAGAGUUUGAUAGCUGAUGUUGCACAGGCUUCAAGUCCAUGA
Molecule: messenger RNA, 1473 nt
Organism: Ixodes scapularis (black-legged tick)
Lineage: Eukaryota; Metazoa; Arthropoda; Arachnida; Ixodida; Ixodidae
Exons: 1
Coding region: 7-1473 (488 amino acids)
Source: RefSeq, a predicted model, not a curated record